AGGUACCCCCAUUGUACAUUUCAAUCUUUGUCCCACUGUACAUUGAAAGCCUUUAUUCACAUACAGUGCAAUGAACGUUUCAGUAGAGUUAGGGAAUAUGUGUGGUCAGCCCAUUCUGCUCUCAUCCAGCACAGAAGACCCAAUAACAUUCAGCAAUGGGCUCCACUUGAAAAUACAGUUAUGCAGAUUGCUUCCUUUGAUAAUUUCCCAUCAGCUUUGGAUAAGGAAGACUCAGAUUGUCCAAAGAAAUGGGAGACUGGUCCAUUCUUGGCCGCUUCCUAACAGAGGUUCAAAACCACUCCACGGUCAUCGGUAAGAUAUGGCUGACAAUGCUGCUCAUCUUCCGCAUCCUGCUCGUGGCCCUGGUGGGCGAUGCCGUCUACAGCGACGAGCAGUCCAAGUUCACCUGCAACACCCUGCAGCCGGGAUGCAAUAAUGUGUGCUACGACACCUUUGCUCCCGUCUCACACUUGCGCUUUUGGGUCUUCCAGAUAGUUCUCGUAUCCACACCUUCUAUUUUCUACAUUGUCUACGUCCUGCAAAAGAUUACCAAGAAUGAAAAGGUCGAGGUCAAGGAGGUUGAGGUGGUUCCCAGGUCCUCCUCUGCACUUGAGAGGGAAAACCGUAUGGAGACCGGCGUCCCUUAUAGCACAGUCUGUAACAGCGAGGCCUGGGGUGAGUGUGAGGAGAAGAGCCCGUCCGACGAGGACAUGAAAGUGGUAGGGAAGGACCCAACCCAGCUCUCCAGCCAAGUGCUCCUUAUCUACAUCAUACACGUUUUGCUGCGCUCCAUCAUGGAGAUAAUCUUCCUCAUUGGGCAGUACUACCUAUUUGGAUUUGAAGUCCCACACCUUUUCCGCUGUGAAACCUACCCCUGUCCAAACCGGACGGACUGCUUUGUGUCCCGAGCGACAGAAAAGACCAUCUUUCUCAACUUCAUGUUCAGUGUCAGUCUCGGUUGCUUCAUCUUGAACAUUGUGGAGCUACAUUAUCUGGGCUGGAUUUACAUUUUCCGAGUCCUGUUCUCUGCGUGCUGCACGUGCUGCGACUCGAACAGGGACCCCGUGCAGGUGGAACUGUAUUCCGACAACAACCCGCUGUUGCUUGAGCUCAAGCACUCUCUCCGGGGCAGGGUCGUCCUGCAGACCACACCUACCAUGCCGUGCGACAAGAACAGCGGUGUCCCGAACCAGGCCCCAGCCAUCUCCUUCGAGACAGACUCGACCCUGGAGUGCACGUCGAAGAGGAAUGUCGACGAAAAGGAGCGCGCCAAAACCAGACAGCACAAUAUGGCAAAAAUAGGAAGAAGCAAAAAGUCAUGGCUGUAAAGCUACAUUAUUAUUUUUGUGUUAUAUCGCCAUUGACUGCACUUGUGUUGAGUUCAGUUGAAAUCUUUUCAAGCUGGAUCACUUUGAAGAGGCUAAACCAUUAAAAUGAGUGAUUAUUAAAGGUUGUGCGAUUAGUCAAGCGAUUUAAGUACAACAGACUCAGUAUAUUUGUUUCUAGCCCCAGUAGAUUUGAACUCUGCUAGGGUGUACGUAGCAUUAAUUGGCUGGGAUUUUUGAAUUUGAUUUUUGGAGGUGUUGCAAUUGUGUAAAAUUCUUGGUUUAUCAAUUAAGAUUUACUGUAGUGGGACGCACCAAUGUAAAAAUGUAUUGCAGCAUUUAAUGAAAGUUUUUUUCUGUAAAUAUAG
Messenger RNA from Scophthalmus maximus (turbot), 1693 nucleotides. RefSeq names its product gap junction delta-2 protein-like. Gene Ontology annotation, biological process: cell communication. NCBI's taxonomy places the organism in Eukaryota, Metazoa, Chordata, Actinopteri, Pleuronectiformes, Scophthalmidae. The coding region runs from base 249 to 1328 and encodes 359 amino acids. The transcript is spliced from 2 exons. Gene Ontology annotation, cellular component: connexin complex. The record is from RefSeq and is a predicted model, not a curated record.